Molecule: messenger RNA, 1002 nt
Organism: Planococcus citri (citrus mealybug)
Lineage: Eukaryota; Metazoa; Arthropoda; Insecta; Hemiptera; Pseudococcidae
Product: histidine-rich glycoprotein-like
Exons: 1
Coding region: 94-948 (284 amino acids)
Source: RefSeq, a predicted model, not a curated record
CGUAACAACCUCAACUUUAACCGCUUGUCAAUGAUGUCUUCAUUAUAAAUACACAGAUUAGGUAGUUCAAUGUGUUAGUUAAACACCAUCAAAAUGGUGGCGCGUGUCUCGCUAUUAAUUGCUUUAUCGAUACUAACCAUUGUUAUUGUUACUGGUCGCGAGCUUAGUAGUAAAAAUGCGGAAGUGGUGCCGAUUCAAUCGAACAAUGUCGACUUAAGUGAAGUUUUUCAUUUAAUCCAAAAACGUGAAACGCCUCAAGUAGGCACCCUCGUACAAAAUGAUCAAGUUGCAUCGGCCAGUCACAAGAAGAAGAAAAAAAAGAAAAAGAAGAAAUGGAAGAAAGGAGGUGGCCACAAAUACCACGCUGACCACCAUAAGAAAAAAGGUCACAAAAGUGAAAAAGGAUAUAAAAAGAAACACCACUUCGACAAAGGUGAAAAAGGUAAACAUGGCAAAGAAGAACACGAAGGACAUUACAAAAAGAAAAAAGGUCAUAAAAAGAAGAAACACGACGAAGCUGAAAAAUACGGAGAACAUCAUAAGGCUGAGAAAGGUCACAAAGGUGCCAAAUUUGGCGAAAAAGGCGGCCACAAAAAGGGGCAUAAAACUAAAGGCUAUCAUAACAAGUUCCAUAAAGAUGAAUACCAUAAAGAGCACAAAUUCUACGAUCAUCAUGAUAAAAAGGGCCACCACAAGAAACACGGGCAUCAUCACAAGCAUCAUGCUAAGAAAGAAGGUAAACAUAAGAAAGGUGGUCACCAUAAAUCUGCUUUCAAACACGAUCAUAAAGGCAAGAAAGGCAAAAGUGAAAAAGGACAUUACGAUAAAGAAGAAAAGGGACACAAAAGUAAGAAAGGACAUGACGAGAAACAUUCCCACAAAUCGAAAUAUGGCAAAAAGGGAGGCCAUAAAGAAGGCAAGAAGUAUGGUUAUAGUAAAAAACAUUAAUUAUUUUAGCGUAAUGUGUUCAUGUUUAUUGAUUUAUUAUUACAUCAUGAUGAU